Molecule: messenger RNA, 929 nt
Organism: Pimephales promelas (fathead minnow)
Lineage: Eukaryota; Metazoa; Chordata; Actinopteri; Cypriniformes; Leuciscidae
Gene: smim10l3
Product: small integral membrane protein 10 like 3
Source: RefSeq, a predicted model, not a curated record
GACGUUUACAGGAAGUAGAAGUUGACAACAUCCGGUCGCGAGCGCAUCUUGAGCAUAGAUUGAGAGUAACAGCAAGGUGUAGGAUGAUGGUGAUGAUGAUUUCAACUGAUGUGAGAUGAGGACUGUCAGACGCUCGCUGUAACGCACGCUCGCUCAUCAUGUGUCGCGUGUGAGGGGCGUCAGCAGGGAAGCGUCCUCUUAUGGCGGCUCUGGCGCAUCUGGUGCUGCGUGUGUCGGGCUCGUACGGGCUGUUCUCUAAAGGGCUCAGUCGGACUCUGCUCAUCUUCUUCGAUCUCGCCUGGAGACUCAGACUCAGAUUCCCUUACCUCUAUGUCAUCGCCUCCAUGAUGUUCAACGUGCGACUACAGGUUCACAUUGAGAUCCACUGAACAGUUUCUGGACUGGACUCCACCAUCACCAGCACACACACCAUCAGCUGUGACUGGGAGACGCACACACCAACACCCGAGCGAGUUCGCAGACGCACAUCGGCUUCAUCGCAGGAACAUAUGAUGAUGCGUUUCUCGCGGUUUCGUGUCACUUCCUGUGUUUUAUGCAGAUGAAUACCUCAUUCUCAGCCGAGAUUUACCCAUGAUGCCCAAAAUGACACAAUAGAGGCGUCGCCGAGCUGCACGCGGAGAGACAGAGUGCAUGAUCAUCUACAAUGUGGCUUUUUCGCACAUUCAUUUUUUUGAAUUUUUAUUAAUAAAUUGGUUUUGUUUGUUCUGUUGGCAUGACAACUGGAAGUGGGACGGACCGCAUCGUACACCCCCAUCACUGUUACACAAAACUACAGGGAUUUGUACAUAUAGAUGGCUUUAUUUCCUUGUGUUUUUGUUUUAUUAUUAUUAUUAUUAAAUAUGUGCAUUAUUUUGGGAGGAUUGUGAAUGUACUAUGAUUUAAAAUUGACAAUAAAUUAUGAAGAAAUA